GGAUUUGUUAAGGAUUCGGUGAUUUUUAUCUGAAGAUGAGGACUGUUGUGUUUGUCAAUAGCAUCGAUGAAGAUGAAGCUGCAUAUUCACCGGAGCCGACCAUUUUACCAAAUCAAGUUCAGACCACCAUCUCCAAGGAUACUGCAAAGCCUGAAUCAGGAGGUGUCGUGCAACCCACCCCACUGAACGGAGAUAACAAAGAUGAAAAACAGCAGCCUGACCCCGGUAUGGUCAUGAGAGCUAGGAAAUGGAUUGGAGUCCUGGUUUACAAAGAAUCUGAUGAUGGCUCCAAACAUAUGGGCGAGGUUGUGGAUUACUCUGAGGAAACUGAAUUGUACAAGAUUGAAUAUGAGAAUGAUGUCUCUGAGGACCUGGAUUAUGAAGCAUUACUGCCGAUUGUAGCCCCUCCACCGGUAGUUUGCCAAUAUCUGGAAAGCAUUGGUCCUAGUGAAAAUGAAAAGCGAAAGAAGAAACGGCAUCUGUCAGACACAACAGUGCCAAUUCAUCCGAGAAGGCCUGCCGCCCCAGUCGAGCCCGAACCCAAAAAGAGGAAGGCCAAAAAACCUGCGGGUUCUGCCAGCACCUAUGUGCCCCUGGCAUAUAGAGAGACCAAGAAGGAUGCCUAUUACUACUAUUAUUAGUAGCUGCAGUGUGGUUGGACCAAGGAGCUCUUGGGAUGCUGCUCAAGGGAUUCUAAUUCAAUCGCAACUUUGCAAUCAAGUGCUGGUUAUAUUCGCCUAUGUGUGUUUUCGCUCCAGUUUGUAACAUCGUCUAGUAUUAAAACUCUAGAUUUAUUCCCGUUUCUCUUCGGAUUGCUUUGCUGUUUCAAGUU
This is a messenger RNA of Theobroma cacao (cacao), 832 nucleotides long. RefSeq lists its product as uncharacterized. Lineage: Eukaryota; Viridiplantae; Streptophyta; Magnoliopsida; Malvales; Malvaceae. The record is from RefSeq and is a predicted model, not a curated record.